Messenger RNA from Apodemus sylvaticus (European woodmouse), 592 nucleotides. RefSeq names its product dynein light chain roadblock-type 2 (gene Dynlrb2). Gene Ontology annotation, molecular function: dynein intermediate chain binding. Gene Ontology annotation, cellular component: cytoplasmic dynein complex; cytoplasm; centrosome. The transcript is spliced from 4 exons. The record is from RefSeq and is a predicted model, not a curated record. Gene Ontology annotation, biological process: microtubule-based movement. Lineage: Eukaryota; Metazoa; Chordata; Mammalia; Rodentia; Muridae. Bases 134 to 424 code for a protein of 96 amino acids.
CCGUUGCGCAGGCGCAGCCCUGUAGCUUCCAGGAAGCCACUUCCUGCCUGGUUUCCUAGCAACGAGGGAAGCGUUGUUGACAUCCACAGAAACUGCAGAUCAGGCUUGAGAGUGGAGCUGUCCCACAGGCACGAUGACGGAAGUGGAGGAAACCCUCAAGAGAAUCCAGAGCCACAAAGGGGUCAUUGGAACGAUGGUGGUCAAUGCAGAAGGCAUUCCAAUCCGAACAACCCUGGACAACUCCACAACGGUUCAGUAUGCAGGCCUUCUCCACCAGCUGACCAUGAAAGCCAAGAGCACGGUCAGGGACAUCGACCCCCAGAACGACCUGACUUUUCUCAGAAUCAGAUCAAAGAAACACGAAAUCAUGGUAGCCCCAGAUAAGGAAUAUCUUCUGAUUGUCAUUCAGAACCCAUGUGAGUAGACCUGCUGUGGCUAACCCUGUCCUCGUGACGACACCUGGAAGCCCUUCCCUCCUCUAAUCCAUGUCCCCUGAUUGAGUCCAGAGCUGUGCACUCCUGCUUAGACAGUAGAACUGCUCUACACAUUUCCCUAAGUCCCCUUUGACUGUAUUGUGGUCUCAUACUUUUGC